Saitoella complicata NRRL Y-17804 is the source of this 1141-nucleotide messenger RNA. RefSeq lists its product as uncharacterized. Gene Ontology annotation, biological process: translation. Gene Ontology annotation, molecular function: structural constituent of ribosome. Bases 157 to 1086 code for a protein of 309 amino acids. The transcript has a single exon. Gene Ontology annotation, cellular component: ribosome. The record is from RefSeq and is a predicted model, not a curated record. NCBI's taxonomy places the organism in Eukaryota, Fungi, Ascomycota, Saitoellomycetes, Saitoellales, Saitoellaceae.
CAACCAGAACCUCUUGUAUCAUCUUCAACGGCCUUUUCGCCUGAUUCAAGUCUUCGCAUUCGAGGGAGAUCAGAGUCCACCCGUUUACGCAGCUUGUCGCUUUUCCCCCGUUUCCUUUCGUUCGCCCGUCCUCGCGUUAUCGCCAUUGCCAGUACGAUGAACAGAUCAACCUCCCUCACCUCCGCGUUCCGCUCCCUCACCCUCUCCAUCCCCUCAAACAUCGCUGCCCGUACCUUCUCCUCCACCGCCCCCGUACACAAGGUCACCAAACGCAGACUUGCAGCCAUCCGUCUAAAGAAGAAGAACAUCGCCAGGCAGGCAGAGCUCAAGGUGCAGCGCACGAAUACUAGUGACUACAUCCUUGGACGACCAACAGAGUUUACCAGGGGCCUCCUCCGCCCGACAGAGAUUCUCUUGUCCUCGACCGAGAAGGUUCAAAAAGAAUGGCCUGACCGGGCCAAUUUCUUCGUCACCUCAGAACACGCCCGCGAAGUCUUUGACGCAGCCGAGGAAGCAGAAAUCCGUGCCCUUGACGCAACACCCGAAGAAAUUGAGGAAGGAACCAAGAUCUUCCUCGCUGGUGGCCCCAACCAGGAAGAAACCGUCCAAAGCAAGCCUUUGCUUUCCGAAUUGCAGGCUACGUCGGACGAUGCGCAACAAUUCUUCGAAAACAAACCCGCAAAACUAAACACCAUGUCUCCCGCCUACCAAGUCGCUGAGAUCCGUAAAGUGGCUGCACACAAGAAAGCUGCAAUGGCACGUAUUCUCAACCUCGAGCAAUCCAACUCCCCGGCCCUUCAACUUAAAAACAUCGAGUACGCUCGUCUCCAGUUCCAGCGCGCUCCGGGAGAUACUGGCUCGACCGAAGUCCAAUCCGCGAUCUUGACGGCCAGGAUCCACUUCCUUGCCUCACACUGCAAAGUCCAGAAGAAGGACCUUGCUGCCUGGAAGAGUUUGAGGGAGAUGGUGCACCAGAGGCAGGGUUUGUUGAAGUAUCUGAGAAGAAAGGAUCCGGAGUCGUAUGUGAAGACGAUCACGAGAUUGGGAUUGGAUGAUUACUCGGUUACGAGGGAGAUUACUAUGUAAGGUGGUGGUGAAAAGAGAGUGUGUGAUUAUAAGUUGGCAAAAGGCUAUUUGUUCA